GAAGACAAACUGCCACUCCAGCAUCUGAAGAUGACUUGUGAGCCUGGAUCUGGCUACCCUCUCACCAACAACCUGAUGUCAGAAGACAAACUGCCUCUCCAGGAUCUAAAGGCGAUUUGCGUGCCUGCACCUGGCUACCAUCCUAAUUACAACCCGACGCUGCCCUUCUGUGAACCCAUCCCACGUGGCUUGAGAGUUGGGAUGUCUGUCUACGUUCAGGGAGUGGCCUUCAAAAAUAUGCAGAGGUUCGUGGUGAACUUUGCGUUGGGGCCAGAUCCAGUAGCCCACGACAUCGCCUUCCACUUCAACCCCCGCUUUGAUGGCUGGAACAAGGUCAUCUUCAAUUCUCGGUUGUCGGGCCAGUGGGGUCAAGAAGAGGAGUUAAAGAGGAUACCCUUCAAAAACGGGGAGCACUUCGAGGUGCUGGUGACGGUCACGGAGCAACAUUACAAGGUGCUGGUGAACGGAAAUCUUUUCUAUGAGUAUGGGCACCGGACCCCCAUCCAGAAUAUCACCCACCUGUAUGUGGAUGGGGACAUGACCCUUCAAUCCGUUAACUUUCUUGGCAGCUAUUUCAGCUCCUCUGAGGGUCCUGGCGUUGAUCUCCAGUCACCAGUUAACCUGCCUGCUAUGGAGGGACCCCCAGUCUUCAACCCGCCGGUGCCAUUUCUGCAGAAACUUCAGGGAGGAAUGGUGACCCACAGAACCAUUAUAAUCAGGGGCUUCAUCCCCCUCUCAGCCAAAAGGUUUCAUAUCAACUUCAAUGUGGGAACCACAGGGCAGAUAGCCCUGCACAUCAACCCGCGCAUGGAUGAGAAGGCGGUCGUGCGCAACAGUUUCCAGAAUGGCGUCUGGGGUUCCGAGGAGAGGAGCAUCUCCUACAAUCCCUUUGGUCCAGGGAAAUACUUUGAUCUCUCCAUCCGCGCCAGCACCUAUCACUUCAAGGUAUUUGCCAACGGCCAGCACGUCUUUGACUACAAACAUCGUGUAUUGGCUACCAUGGUGGACAUACUGGAGAUUGGCGGGGAUGUCACCCUGUCCUAUGUCCAGGUCUGAGCUUCACACGUGGCCAGGAUAUUGGGAAAUCCGAAAGAAAGAUCCCUCCCCCACUUAAACUCCUCUAGGGGCUGGAGCAAUAGCGCAGCAGGUAGGGCAUUUGCUUUGCAUGCAGCAGACCCAGGUUCGAUUCCCAGAAUCCCAUAUGGUCCCCUGAGCACCGCCAGGAGUAAUUCCUGAGUGCAUGAGCAAGGAGUAACCCUGUGCAUCACCGAGUGUGACCCCCCAAAAUAAAAAAGAAGCUCCUCUACAUU
Sorex fumeus (smoky shrew) is the source of this 1310-nucleotide messenger RNA. Its product is annotated as galectin-4-like. The transcript is spliced from 10 exons. The record is from RefSeq and is a predicted model, not a curated record. Bases 31 to 1056 code for a protein of 341 amino acids. NCBI's taxonomy places the organism in Eukaryota, Metazoa, Chordata, Mammalia, Eulipotyphla, Soricidae. Gene Ontology annotation, molecular function: carbohydrate binding.